Messenger RNA from Manduca sexta (tobacco hornworm), 571 nucleotides. RefSeq names its product scoloptoxin SSD976. NCBI's taxonomy places the organism in Eukaryota, Metazoa, Arthropoda, Insecta, Lepidoptera, Sphingidae. The record is from RefSeq and is a predicted model, not a curated record. The transcript has 4 exons. The annotation marks the transcript as partial.
GUAACAUAAGCACUAGUACUUUACAAUCGGUAUCAGUCGCGAUCGUUCAGCCGGAGCUAACACAUACAAUUGAACAAUGGCUUUCCGCGACGUUUUUCUUUUGGCUAUUCUGUGCUUGCCUUUGAUUUAUUGUAAAUCGGUACAGAAGUUAACGUGUAAGCAAAUAAAACAGUUCGUGGAUGGUCACAACUCAAGACGUUUUCUGUUGAGCCAAGGAAAAGUUCCGGGACAGCCUGCUGCAGCUGAAAUGAAGUAUAUGGUUUGGGAUGACGAACUAGCCGCUAAAGCUGCAAAAUGGGCAGCUGAAAACCACAACUAUCACAACCCUGACAAUACAGUUGGUUCGGGCAGAUUUAGAACCGGUGAGAACUUAUACUGGUAUUCUACGACGGACCGCAGCUUCAAGCUGAACGUGGGCAGCGCUUUAGAUGCUUGGUGGGAUGAACACAAAGAUUACCGUUACGGACCUCUGAAGGCGAGCGAUUUUAGCAGCAGCGUGCAAAUAGGUCAUUACACACAGGUACGUACCUACCAUUUAAUAAAUAAAAUAUAUAUAACUUUACCUGGUGGU